Molecule: messenger RNA, 2668 nt
Organism: Paramuricea clavata
Lineage: Eukaryota; Metazoa; Cnidaria; Anthozoa; Malacalcyonacea; Plexauridae
Source: the annotation of a GenBank genome assembly
GUAAAUCCUCACGAUCCCGGAGUAUGCGACGCAAAGUCGAGAGGUAAAGAAAUUGUUGUCAAGGACCGAUAUGAUAACGACCAACUCGUGGUGUGUCUGGAACAGGAUGGAAAAUAUAAAUGGCAGAUGCUAAAAGGUAUAGCUUUCUACUUUGACAGCUGCAUACGACCUUAAAUUCUAGAUCUAUAAAUUCUGGAAGUGUCUGUUUAAAACAGAAUUUUUGAAUAAUCAGAACAAACGAUCCCAGCUGUUAGUAUAAAACGGUUAACGUCCAAUGAUGAGUUUUCAAUAAAAUCGAUAUGUCACAGACUCGUGUCUCUACUCUUGUUUUGACUAAUCUUGGAUUUUUCACGAUAUUGUUUUUCUGGACGCUACACUUGCCUGUACAAUUUUAAGUUGUAAAGUUAUUUGAGGUACAAAAAUAACUAUUUACUGAGACCGAUGGAAUUAAUGUGUUUUGUGGACCUGAGACCACCGUUGGUCAAGGGGAACAACGGCGGUCGAAGGGCCACAAAACACAUGCACUGCUCUACCGAGGUCUCAGUAAAUAAUAUAUAGUAUAUAAUUGUCAAUUGAGUAUGAAUAAUUCACCGGUUAUUGGAGUGAACUUUGAAACCAAAACUAGAUAAAUGGAACGCCGUAAAUGUUUAAUAGAAAAAGACAGUUUAAUAAAAUGAACUUUGGAACUUCACGGUUGACGCGCGCUGCACCCAUUCUAUUAUGUACUGGUCAAUAAAUGUUCUAUUACGGACUGGUUGCCUCGUUGCCAGGGCGAUGCAUUAAACACGACGUUUUGCGGACCGGCACGUGAUACACUUUUGUCCAAUUGGAAAACAGAAAAAUUGAACUUUGACACUAUAUAACAAUGUACAUGGAUUAAAAAAAAAAGAAAAGUAAAAUAAAUAAAUAAAACACAAUAAAACACAGAAUAGGCUCCGGCCGGUGUAAAUAAAGGACAUAUUGCACCGCCCGAUUAAGAUUGCACUCUACAACACGUGUAUGAAAAUGUUUUCGUCUUUUACACAAAAGAAGGAACUGCUUUGAAGAAGUGUAAAGUUACACUGGUAUUGAGUUUAAUUAAAUCGAGUUUCAAUAUCUUAAGGUUUUAGUUCUGACAGAGCAUUACUGCAGAAUUUUAAGAGUAAAGGAUAUAGGCGACUUUUUCCCUUUCGUGAAAGAAAUAUUCGUUCUACUGUAUAUACCCUAGACAUUCAAUGAUUCAUACAAAUUCCCACUGAUAUUUCCAAUUAUUAUAUUGUAGUGAGUGAGAUACUGAAAAAAUACACAGCGAGAUAUUUUCCAUAUCUUCACUAGUAAAGAUAUCGAUCACGUGACAAUUCGAAAAUUUGCUUUUGAGCGUGAAAUUUCACAAUUUUUUUGCUUGGGACUAUCUAAUAAACAGAACAUUAUACUGUGGCUUGAAGAUAUGACUUUUAUCUUCUCAUGUUAAAAACAAUAUUUUACUCACUCGCUGCGCUCGUUCGUAAAAUAUUGUUUUCUGCACCAGUCGAAGAUAAAAGUCAUAUCUUCGCACCGCCGUAUAAUAUCCUCUAUAUGUUACUGUAGGUCAUUCCUAUGGGAACUUUUUUGAUCCAGCAAAGGAUUGUUCCGAUGUCGUUGAUAAUGUUCGUAAUGCAGAAAGUGGCCCUUACUGGAUAAAGACAAGGAAUAAAAGUCCGAGAAAGGUAUGGGAUUAGUGGUAAUAACUUUAAAGUGCUGAAUAAGAAACCAGGACCAUAUAGUAUUGUCUUGUCUACUUAAAAUGAAAUAAAAUCGCAACUCCGAGUUUCACGUUUUUCACGAUCCUUAUGCAACGAUGUAAUGUUCAACUAGAAUUGAAUUCAGCUUGGAAAAUAAUUUUGAAAAUUCUAGACAUCCGGUUUUUGCAAUUAAUGACAUAAUGAUGACGUCACAAUUUGUUACCAUGACAACAUAAGGUCAUAAUAUGCUUAAACAAGGCAUACCAUGAUUACCAUCCACCUGUAAAAGUUUCGUCAGAAUACACCGAAUGGUUCAAAAGAUAUCGCCCGCGGCUAUUCCCUCCCCUUCUAUGUAAGUCCCAAAAUGCCCCGUCUAGAUUAAGGGUUAAAGCCCGCCGCACACGAGAGCAACUUGUUGAGCUAACCGUCUCGCGUGGCAGCUAGCUCAGCAAGUUUCUCUCGUGUGCGGAUAGUUUUCGUGAGGAUUUGACCUCUCGAGGCCUUGAGGAAAAUAUCUAUCGUGUUUGAUAUUUUUCGCCUCGCGAGGAAAAAAUCUCAGCGUCUGCUGAUGUUGUGAGAUAAGUGCUGAGCUGUUUGAAUCAAUUAGCCAAUGACAAACCAUGGUUUCUUCAUGUGACUUGGAACAAAAUGGAGGAAAAUGCAAAUGAUUUUGUCAAUUAUGUUGUUGUUGAGUAGUUUUCCCAACGUGUGCGGUGAAGAUAUAUAGCAUGAGCUAGCUCCCUCGCGAGGCGGUUAGCUCAGCAAGUUGCUCUCGUGUGCGCCGGGCUUAACAAAUUAUACAAAUUUUUGCUAUGCCUCAGGCUUGGUGUGAUGUUGUCACAGAUGGUGGUGGAUUCAUUUUGAUCGGGGUCAAAGAUACACCAGUGACAUGGGCGAUCCCUUCCAAACCAACUUACAUUGAUCCAAAUGGUAGAAGCCAGUGGAGCAGUGCAUUUGGCGAUAAACUA